AAAUACAAGAAUUCUCAUUCAUUUCAGCCAAAAUUAAUUAUUUUCUAAAUAAAUAAUAAAUAAAUACUAAAUCCACACAAUGAGUUCUUCAAAAUUAAAGAAAAAGUCAAAAUCAUCUAAAAUCCCUGAACCAAUUAAAAUCAAAAAGGAGGAUGACCAUCUCAUAAUGCCCAUGGAACAUUAUGUCGACGAUAGAGUUGAAUUAAUUCGACAAAUAUUCUCAUCCCUGAAACCAAAAACGAUCACAAAUUUAGCUCCAGACUUCUUAAAGAAAAACAAUUUGGAAGACAUACAAGAACAGUGCUUAAAUGAGAUCCUUGGGAUUUCAAAGAAACGUCUCCUGUCCAUCAUCAAUUCAACCAAAUGUCCAACCGACACAGAGACUUCAAGUGAGGAUGAAGUAAAUGCUGUAACUGAGCACAUAUCCCUGGAAGAGAUAUCAUCAGACAGCGAUAUUGCCGAAUCCAAGGUUUCCAAAGGCGCCGGCAGAAAGAAACAAAAGGUGAAGAAGGAAGCCACCGAUGAUGGAAACAAACAAUUCAGUGUGUUGGAACUUCUUGAAUUACAAGCCAGAGCCCGUGCUAUUCGCUCGCAGCUAGCUCUAGAGCCGGUUACCAAAAUAGAAGUCAACACAGAUUCCGAGGAAGAGGGACCACCAAAGCAGAGGCCUCCAUCAGCUGCUGCCGCACGUAAAAAAUCCAGCAAAACCACAAAUGGUAGCUCAUCAAAUGGAAAAUCUUCUGAAGCUGGCAAAAAAACAUCAAAUUCAACCCUCACCGUUAUAAUACCAAAUGGAGAACCUGCUGUUCCAUCGAAACGUAUCAAAUUGAAACGGAAUUUCCGUAAACAAACUCAAGGCGAGGAGAAUAGCUACGAUGAGAGUAAAUCAACUGAAACUGACAAUCGAAAAACAACUGAGGAAGUUGUUCCCAAAAAAGAAGCCCGCUCACCAUCGCCUGAUGUGAUUCCAAUUGUUGCUGUUCCCGAAACCCUCUGCAUAAGUGAUUCGGAUGAGGAGAAAAAAGUUGCUAACAAUCAAGUAGAAACUGCUGUUCCUGAGACGGCAACAUCGACUGUAGCGGUGGCUAAGAGUUCUCAACAGCUGGAAAUCUUAAGCGUUGUAAAUAUCGAAGCUCCUCCAAAGAAACCUGACAAUGCAGAUGAGCCUUCGAAAGUCAGUACUUCACCCAAAGAAGUUGAAAAACCAGAAAGUGAAGAAGAAGGUGAAAUUGUGGACGAAGAUGAAGAAGAACCUAAAGUAAAAAAAAUUGAGACUACUGCUUCUGAAACCGAUAAAACUGACAACUCUAUAAAUCAAGCGGAAGGUAACAGCAAAGAUCCUGACACUACUCAGACUGUGGACAAAAUUGACUCCGAGAAAAAACCGUUUUCCGAAAACAAAGAUCAGGCUUCAGAAAGGGUGGAACUUUCCGAGAGUGAAGAUGAUGACAAUGACGAUGUGAUUUCUCUAGAAGGCGGAGAUCUUGUCAAUGAGAUGAAGGAACACAUGGAAGAUGAUGUGGAGGAGGUGACAAAGCCCGAAGAUAUCAUUUGUUUAGAUGAUUCAAGUGAUGAAGAAGCAAAAAUAAAAAAGAAAACAGAAUCUUGGAACGAUCGAUGGCUAAAUAGCAGAAGAGUUAGCAAAGUAUUAGCAGCAUCCCGACUAGGCAAUAAGGUGCGAAAUAAAAUCAAAGAAUCUAAGAAAGCCAAGAAAAUAGAAGAAGCAGCAGCAAAUGAGAAAGCUCUAGAGAAACCCCAGCAAGUGAUUUUCAUAUCAAAACAUGAAAUGGGUUCUGUAGAACAAUAUAAAGAGUUAUUGGACAGUUUACCAAAAAAAUCUACAGACUGAAAAGUAAAUUAGUAAAAAUAGUUUAUUGUGUUGAUUUAAGACUCAGAAUUUCAUGAACAAAAAUAAAAAUUAAUUUUACAGCUUAAAAGUGCUGUGCACGAAGAA
Molecule: messenger RNA, 1954 nt
Organism: Eupeodes corollae
Lineage: Eukaryota; Metazoa; Arthropoda; Insecta; Diptera; Syrphidae
Product: nucleolar protein dao-5
Exons: 6
Coding region: 80-1849 (589 amino acids)
Source: RefSeq, a predicted model, not a curated record